Messenger RNA from Saccoglossus kowalevskii, 1774 nucleotides. RefSeq names its product interferon regulatory factor 8-like. Gene Ontology annotation, molecular function: RNA polymerase II cis-regulatory region sequence-specific DNA binding; DNA-binding transcription factor activity, RNA polymerase II-specific; protein binding. NCBI's taxonomy places the organism in Eukaryota, Metazoa, Hemichordata, Enteropneusta, Harrimaniidae. Gene Ontology annotation, cellular component: nucleus. Gene Ontology annotation, biological process: immune system process; regulation of transcription by RNA polymerase II. The record is from RefSeq and is a predicted model, not a curated record.
UGAACUCUCAGUCACUGGAUCUCAGAAGAGUGAUUGAAUAUUUGCGCUGACUGUUGCUGUUGGACGUAGAUAUUACAAGUACUCCUCACAGGCUAGCUACAACGGAGAUCAUUUCUUAAAACAACCGCCUUUCAGAAUGCUAUCUGAAAUAACAACAGCUUCUACAAACCCGUCUGGACGGCAGCGAAUGCGUCCCUGGCUUAUUGACCAAAUUAGCAGCGGGAAUUACAGAGGACUGGCGUGGUUGAAUGAAGAAAAAACAAUGUUUAAAAUUCCGUGGAAACAUGCAGGAAAACAAGACUAUGACAAGGAAGAGGACCCAAAAAUUUUCAAGGCUUGGUCGCUGCACACCGGCAAGUAUCGGGAAGGUGUCGAUGACCCUGAUCCUGCCAUGUGGAAAACGCGACUACGCACUGCUUUGAAUAAACUGCCGGACAUACAGGAAGUGCAAGAGAAGACGCAACUGGAUAUCCCGGAACCGUAUAGAGUGUACCGACUGUUACCAAAGAAACAAACGCUUCGGGAUGCCAAGGCCACGGUUAAACAGGAAUGCUCCUAUAUUCCUGGACAUAAUCCUGCGUUAUCCCUUCCAAUGACCAACAGAAGUACAAGUACUGAAGGGUACUUCAAUCUGGUUAUCAGUCCCACAUCUACAAGUUCUACUACUUUGAGUCUUCCACAAGCAUUAGAAGACCUGGACGGAAUUAUUCAGAGUGAUCUGGGGGCUGCGAGUGAUUCACCAACGGCAACGACUAGAUCAAUGUCAUGGUCAACGUCAUCUCCGGAUUCAACUCAGAACUUCGACUGUUGGGAAGAGAGUAUCGACGACAACAAUAACUCACCAUCAAGCAUAACAGCAAACUUUGGUACCCCGCAGAGAAAUGCCUUCAAACGUCAACUCUGUGACAGUAACUAUGACUAUGGGAUGAUGAUGGCAACACCAAUCAAGAAAGUCAAACUGGAAUCACACUAUUCGCAUUUUUCCAGUCCUGACUCGGAUGGGAAUGAUUGUGACGACCGCUCGCUAUAUACGAUGAACAACUGCAACCGAAUGAUAGGUCAUCAUGACCCACCAGUGCAUUAUAUGCAAGUGAAAAUUAGCUACAGAGCUGUCACUGCGUGUGAGUAUCGCGUUGUAGCCCCUGGCGGAUUCCUGCUGACCAACAGUGGUAACAGCGAUACACCUAACCAGAAUACGCUCAUUGAUAACAUAGUAUUCCCUGACUGUACGAAGUGGAGCACGAGUCCCAAACAGACCCAGUUGACCUCGACUCUUCUCGGUCACGUCGAAGGAGGAAUUCUGGUCGAAAGCUGUGAUGGAGACGUUUAUGCUACUAGGAACUGUCGGACCGUAUUCUUCUGGAACACCUCCGCCCCGUCCGAAGAACCACGACGCUUACCACGCAAUGAACGAGUCAAGCUUUUUGACUAUGGACAGUUCAAAAAGGAGAUCAACAUGCAUCUACAGAACGGUGGUCCUAAACCGUCUUUGCCUCACAUUUUCUUCGGCGUCGGGCAGAGAUGGGAUCUCCUCUGCCCAUUGCGGAAUAACCUCAUUUCCGUCACCGUGACGCCACUGAAGGCACUCGAAGAACGAAUGAUCCUAAAUGCUUCGUCGCUGGGGGUGAUGAUGCCUGUGCCACAACACCAGAGUCCUGAACAUGAUGUCCAAACCAUGGACGAUUUUGAACUCAUGCCGGACAGUUCGGGUUCUAAUGAUUUGAAUUCGUUUGAGAUGGUAGUAGCUAAGGCCCUGCAGACGUGCAACGCAUAG